UCCGCUCAUCUUGGUUUUCAGUGACACGCAUGCGCACUAACAGGUCUCUGGAAUCUGAUGCAGCUCGCAGUACAGGCUGAGUCGACGCUGCCUUGGUAACGCCACACAUGCGGAGCACGAGCUGGGGACCCAGAUUUCCUGAUUUCAGAGGCUUCUUCCUACACUCUUCUCCUCCAUCCAUCCCCCCCUGUUUCUCCCAUCAGCAGUGAAUUGGGCGGCUGUGCCACCACUGUUAUGGACCCGUGGAAAUGCAGACAGGGCUGAAAAAGACGGAGUGAAAAAUAAAAAAGAAGAAAAGAGAACUUGAAGCGGCGCACAGGCAGGUAAACCAUGCCGUUGGUAAAACGCAGUAUAGAGCCUAGACACCUGUGUCGAGGUGCAGUACCUGAUGGAGUCACCAGUGAACUGGAGUGUGUUACCAAUAGCACCCUCGCUGCCAUCAUCAAACAGCUUGGUAGCCUCAGUCGUCAUGCGGAGGACAUCUUUGGAGAGCUGUUCAAUGAAGCCAACAGCUUCUACAUGAGAAUGAACAACCUACAGGAGAGAGUAGACAUACUGGCUGUCAAAGUCACACAGCUAGACUCCACCGUGGAAGAAGUCUCUCUGCAGGACAUCAACAUGCGUAAAGCGUUUAAGAGCAGUACCAUCCAGGACCAACAGGUGGUCUCACGGACCUCAGUACCCAACCCUGUGGUAGAGAUGUACCAUCGCUGUGACAAACCUCCACCUCUCAACAUACUCAGUACCUAUAGGGAUGAUAAGAAGGAUGCGUUGAAGUUCUACACAGACCCCUCCUACUUCUUUAUGCUGUGGAAAGAAAAGAUGCUGCAGGCCACGGAGGACAAGAGGAAGGAGAAGAGACGACAGAAGACCAGCUGUCCGACCCACUCUGACCAGGGUAGACCCCACAGCAGACAGGCUCCACCUCGCAGCCCACUACCCAGCUCCGAGCAACACAAACAGGUAGAGGACCCGGGGAGGGAGGUGAAGAAGGUUCGUAAGGCCCGUAAUCGCAGACAGGAGUGGAAUAUGAUGGCUUAUGACAAGGAGUUCCGCCCCGAUACCAGACUAACCCCCUCACCCUAUCACGGAAUGUCCUCCGAGGGGUCGCUAUCACCCGAUAACAGGUCUGUGGCAUCAGACAUUGGUGAGCUCUCCUACCCGUCCAGCCCUAACCACCCCUCCCAGCCCCCCUCCGCCCCCCACCCCAUCGACAGUGUCCCCCACCUCACCCAGACACCACAGAGCCAGUCCUUAGACAGGGGUGGGUACCCUCGACCUAACCUCCCCUCUGGUGUAGUCGCUGGGGGACGACAUAUCACCUCUCUGGGGCGCACUCAGCACCCCCACGCACCCCCCGCCUCCUCUGAGGGGGGAGCACUCAAUGGGCCACGGCAGCUGUCUGUCAAGGACUACAGGGCAUAUGGCGGCCAGCCAUCAGCCAUCCCCGAGUACUUCACCCCCCCUGCCCCCCCCCCCCCCCCGCCCCCCCUCAUCCCGUCCGCACAGACUGCCUUCGACUCCACCUCCUCCUCCCCCAUUCUUCCCCCCGGGGCCGUGGCGGUCAUGUCCCACCCUUACAGUCCCUCCCCUACUCCCCCCGCCCCCCCUGCCAACUAUGUCCCCUCCCCCUCUCACACCCCCUCCGGUGCCCCUCCCGCUGCCCCUCCUCCUCCCCCACCUGGUCUACCCCCCUCCCAUAUCCUGUCUCUGGCUCACGCCAUUGUUGGAGAAGCUCCUGCCACCAGGAAGGGCCAGAUGCCGAUGAUUCCGAUAAGCGACGCUCGCAGCGACCUGUUGGCUGCCAUACGUAGAGGUGUGCUUCCGAUCAGCAAUGCUCGCAGUGAACUGCUGGCAGCCAUACGCAGAGGUAUCCAGUUGAGGAAGGUCCAGGAACAGAGAGAGCAGGAAGCGAAGAGAGAGCCAGUUGGAAACGACGUGGCCACCAUCCUAUCACGUCGCAUCGCCGUCGAGUACAGUGAAUCAGAUUCCGACUCCGGCGGGGAGGACAACGGAGAGUGGUCCGACUGAAAUGGGUCAGGGGUUAAUAGGUUAAAGGGGACAAGUAUUAGGGGUCAAGUGGGUUGGGGGUUGGUCUAUCCCUUUAAAGUCUGUGUGUGUGUGGUGGGCAACAGAAAUUGAAUUCAAUCAUUUUGAAUAAAGUUUUGAACACCCUUUCCUCACAAG
Salvelinus fontinalis (brook trout) is the source of this 2187-nucleotide messenger RNA. RefSeq lists its product as uncharacterized. Gene Ontology annotation, molecular function: Arp2/3 complex binding; protein kinase A regulatory subunit binding; actin binding. Gene Ontology annotation, biological process: actin cytoskeleton organization; positive regulation of Arp2/3 complex-mediated actin nucleation. NCBI's taxonomy places the organism in Eukaryota, Metazoa, Chordata, Actinopteri, Salmoniformes, Salmonidae. Gene Ontology annotation, cellular component: cytoskeleton. The record is from RefSeq and is a predicted model, not a curated record.